AUGGUGACUACGUCUGACGAGAAAAGCCAAGGCGUGCAAGACGUAGUACCGGAUGCCGCCUUGGGUAAAAAGAAUCUACACAACCUCGACUUCAACGCUCAAGCAGCUCUUAUUUUGGAUCAAUAUGCUGCUAUUGUAGCGGAUAUGAGAGAAUGUGACCAAGUGAAACAUGAUAAAUCAGCACAUCCAAUCGCACAUAUAAAGCUAACAUCUAGGAUUGAAGUAAGGAUCCAACAGGUCAGAAGCGACCUUGAUAUCCUCAACACUAUAUAUGAGCGCAUUAAGGCCAGCAAACGACAUCGUAAGAAGUAUACAGAUGAAGAUUUACGUAAAUUUGAGGAUACUUUACGUAACCUUGAAGAACAAUGUGAUAUGUACGACUCUGGGAGGUACAAGAGAUCGACCACCGUUCGUCGUCGUAUCAAUUUGGAUUUGAGUGCCCCGGAGGGCAGUGCCACUGUAACUGAAGAGGAACAGAUGAAGGCCCAAGAAUCAAUUCAUCGAUGGCGUCAGCGUGACGAAGAGUUCGAUCAGCAACUACAAGAGAUUGGUGAGGCUGUAGAGCGCAUAGGUGAUGUCGCAGUAGCCAUUGGUGAAAAAGCCAAUGAACAGGCUAAGAAAGCCAUCAACACAAUGGAGCAAGUGCAGAAUACCACAUCGGAUAUAUCUGUUGUAUCUCAGAAAAUCAAAACUCUGCUACGCACACGGUUGUCUAUAGAGUUCGCGUUCCGUAUCGGUCUGAUCCUUACGUUUUUAACAGUGUUAUGCGUGUUCGUAUACGCCUUGCUGAAGUUUUUGAAAUCGUGA
Messenger RNA from Babesia sp. Xinjiang, 807 nucleotides. RefSeq lists its product as uncharacterized. Bases 1 to 807 code for a protein of 268 amino acids. The record is from RefSeq and is a predicted model, not a curated record. The transcript is spliced from 3 exons. NCBI's taxonomy places the organism in Eukaryota, Apicomplexa, Aconoidasida, Piroplasmida, Babesiidae.